AUGGCGUCCCGUCGGCCGCUGCCCUCGACCCCAAGAGAGGACGCUGCCAGGAUGUGCACCCAGACCGUCCUAACCACCCGCCUCUGCAAAAAAUGCGGCUCCCCCAUGUCCAACGCCAAGUGCACCAGUCCUUGCGGUGGCAUCGGCCACAUGUCCCCAUGCCUUUUCGGCCGGGGCGCCGCCCCCGAGCCCAACAAGCGCGCUCUUUACGUUGGCGGCCUCAACCCCCGCGUCACCGAGGACGUCCUGAGACAAGAUCUUCAAGACCACCGGUCAUGUCCAGAACGUCAAGAUCAUUCCUGA
Messenger RNA from Sordaria macrospora k-hell, 303 nucleotides. The record is from RefSeq and is a predicted model, not a curated record. Lineage: Eukaryota; Fungi; Ascomycota; Sordariomycetes; Sordariales; Sordariaceae.